CGGAAGCGCCGGUUACGAGGGGCUGGCGGAGCGGGGCGCUGGCCGACACAGGGCACUUGACCCAGCUGCUACAGUAGUGAGAUCUCUGCUACCAUGGUUAGAAGAGGGUUUUAACCCUUGCAAAAGGAAGGAUCUCUAGCCCAAGAAGUGGCAGUUAUCCUGCGUUGGGUUCUCCCAGACAACUCCAAAAAGGCAUUGCCAAUGGAUGAACUGGUGCAUGAUUUGGCCUCAGCCUUAGAGCAGACUUCAGAACAAAACAAGCUGGAUGAGCUAUGGGAAGAGAUGGCCCUAAGCCCACGGCAGCAGAGGCGUCAGCUUCGCAAGAGACGGGGUCGUAAACGACGCUCAGACUUCACGCAUCAGGCAGAGCAUGCCUGCUGCUACAGCGAGGCCUCAGAGUCAAGCUUGGACGAAGCUGUCAAGGAUUGCCGUGAGGUGCUGACAGCCAAUUUCAGUGACUCUGAUGACAUGGCAGUGGUCAAACGACACCCAGCUCUCAGUGCCACCCUGAGGAGCAAGCAACACUCCUGGCAUGAGUCAGACUCCUUUACAGAGAACGCACCCUGUCGACCUCUCAGGCGCCGACGGAAAGUCAAACGUGUGACAUCAGAGGUGGCUGCAAGUCUACAGCAAAAGCUCAGGGUGUCGGAAUGGAACUAUGAGAGGGGCUGCAGGUUCAAGUCAGCCAAGAAACAGCGUCUUUCACGCUGGAAAGAAAAUGCCCCAUGGACAUCAUCCAGUCAUGGCCGUUGUGAAUCAGGAGAGAACAGGCCCUUCCUCAGCAAAGGGGGAAGGAAAGAGCGGAUGGAGUGUGAAGCUGAUGAACAGAAACAGGGCUCAGAUGAAAACAUGUCAGAAUGUGAAACCAGCAGUGUAUGCAGCAGCAGUGAUACUGGCCUGUUUACCAAUGAUGAAGGACGCCAAGGAGAUGAUGAGCAAAGUGAUUGGUUUUAUGAAGGAGAAUGUGUUCCAGGAUUCACUGUCCCCAACCUUCUUCCCAAGUGGGGAGCUGACCACCGAUCUGAAGUGGAGCGGAUUGACUCAGGCCUGGAGAAGCUCUCAGAUUCCACCUUCCUUUUGCCCUCACGUCCAGCUCAGAGAGGAUUUCAUGCUCGUCUGAAUCGCCUUCCAGGAGCUGCUGCCCGUUGUCUCCGAAAAGGUCGGAGGAGACUUGUUGGCAAGGAGACCUCCAUGAGCGCUCUGGGCACUGAGAGGCUAGGUCGUAUUGUUAGUGAUCCACGCCAGAAAGAAAAGAACAAAGUGCUGGCUUCAGAUUUCCCACACACUGUGGCCUGUGCCUAUGAGUUCAAUCCAUUAUCUCCUCUGUACUCUCUGGAUGUGCUUGCUGAUGCUUCCCACCGAAGAUGCUCACCAGCACACUGCACUGCCAGGCAAACAAAUGUACACCUGGGACCACCAUGUUCAAGGGACAUCAAGAGGAAACGAAAGCCAGCUGCAGCUUCCAUGUCCAGUCCAACAUCAGCAACUUUAUCUGUCCCCGUGGAUGCAGCAGAGUCAGAGCUACCAUCAACACCAUCCCUGAGAUCCCAGAACUCUGAGUGGACAGGGAAAACACCAGCAGCUGAGAAAGCCACUGUUGCUGCCUCCAGUAACUUUUUUAAAAUGCCACCAGAGAAGAGCCCUGGAUACAGCUAAAAGGAAGCAUUGCAACUGUAAAAGCUUGCUGGAUUUUGGAAGUGUUUGACACUGGUUUGUGUCUUCACCAAGCAUCCCAUUUGGCAGUAGUGAUAUCUUCAGUAUUGGUGCGUGAUGCGUGCCAUCAUCCAGACUGAUCUGCGUGCCCCACAUACCUAAAUCAUGUUUGUGAAUCUAUGUAUAAAAAAAGGUAAUCAGUGUUGGGACCGCAGUGGCUUUUAAAAAUGUUCUUGCUAUUGCUGUAUUUAUUAUGUAUUCAUCUCCUUCCCUGAUGCCAGCUCGUAUGUGCUGGGUCAUGUACAGAUUCUUUUGGAUUUUCAGAUCUUUAUUCAUCCCCGGGACAUGUUGCUUGUUUGUGCAUUUGGCAUUUUUUGGGUGGAAGUCCCACUGCCGCUCAGGGAGACAAAAGUCUCCCCCUGCUUUCUUCCAGGCCAGAAGGAUUUCUUGGCUCGGGAAUGAGGAGGGAACGCAAACAAGAUGAAGCAUGGAACCUGAAUUCUGUAUUAGCAGAAUGUUUUCAGGCCAUGUGCUAAUGGACUCGAAUCAUGUUGCUUCUAGCGAAGUAAAUAUGGUGCUUCAUUCAGAAAUUGCCACUGGCUCACUGGCAGCAUGGUCCAGUAGACCUUUUCCUUCUCCCUUGUUCUGAAUGUCUUUAGUCUUGCCUUGUGUAUUGCAUGUUCUUUCCUAAAUGUCCUACUGGAUAAGGAUCUGGGAGAACUACUUGGACAUAAAUGUGCAAGCUGGUGUCUUGGAAAGGAACCUGGGCCUUUGAAUAUCCUUGGAGUAUGGUAGAAGAUAUAAAAAAUUUCAAUUUCUCAGUGUAUAAAUUAAAAAAGUACUGCUAGCAUUUCUAAAGGAUGCUUGCCGUUGAAGUUAACGUGCCAUUGAACAAAAAAGCCAUUUAAAGUAUCACCUGAGUUCAGAGCAUUUGGGGUAUUUGUCAGACCACUUCUGUCUCAUGUUAUCCAUCCCUUCAAAAAGUAUUGUCUGCUGUAUCUACUGGAGGUGUCUCCACCUACUGAUGAUUGUACUUUGCAGCAUACACAAAACAGAUUCUCUUCUAUUCAUAGCAUUUCUACUUGGUCCCUGGUUACUUUCUGUGUUGCAGAAUAUAUGGAUAGUGAUUUCUUCCCUUUCUUUUCUUGAAUUCUUGAUCAUACUCCACUCACUUUUCUUGAAUUACGCUAUCUGGAGCUUAUUUUUGGUUAUGUUUUUAGAAUAUAUGUUUUUAGAAUAUAUACCUGCUUAGCAUAUGUCAAGCAACAGAUGGCCUCAUGUCUUAAGUCCUUUAAAAAUAGGAUAUAUUUGUAUGCAUAGAAAUGUUUUUGCUUUCCUCACCGGCUGGAACUUUCAGACAGGACUGUUUAAGCUUGUAAAAUUAAUUUUGAAUGUGCAGGCGCAGUUAGCACUCUUAAGCAGAUAACAAAAUUUGCAUGUUUUUAGUGAUUUUGUAGUGUUGUGCUCUCCCUUAUAAAUCAAAGAACUGAGGGACAGAUUUUAUUGUGAGGAUAUAAAGCAGUUAUUUAUAUUUAAUUCUGUAUUAAAAUGUUAAAUGGUCAUAACAUACACAAAACAAAAAUUGAAUGACUCACUAAAUGAUGAUUGACAAAUACAGUUAUAUUACAGACACACUGUCUGUGUCUGAUCCCCUAAUACCUACUUAUUCUUUGGGAAAGAUCCAAAUUGGAUUUGUAUUUCACAGCCCAAGCAAACUGUCAGAUCUGUCCAUGUAAAUCCCUCUCAAAACCUUUUGGGUUUUUUGGUUUUUUUUUGGUAGUAGUACAUUUUAGAACUAAUUAGAACAGGGAAAGCCUUUUUACCUUGCUGAAGUAGUACAGAGGUCAGUUUGGAUUACAGGACAAGCUGUAAGUGUUUUGUGGAGAGAGGAGUGUUCCUGUUUUAAAGUAGUACUGGAUUGUUUCAUUUUGUAGUUACUUUGAGCAAUGGUGCUUAAGAGGUAGCACUGGAGGGCCUGUAAUCUAGAACAUAGAAAGGGAAGGUAAACCUGAAGAGUAGGAGCUUGGCUGUCUAGUACUCACGAACACAGUGAAAGGAAAAGGUGGUCACAUUCUCCUGACAACCUGCAGGCAAAUUUUAGGAUUGGAAGGCUUGUAACGUAACUUGCUGGUUGUUUCAAGGACAGGGAGUGAUUCCCCAAAAGAACAUUUGUGAAAUUGAGUGUUUUUAAUCUCGUGAAGGAUACUCCACAAUCUCUAUUGGUUUGAGUCUAUUCAACAGACUUAGAUUACUGAGCAUUCCGCUAAAAUUUUAAAUUUUGGCCUUUGUAUUCCCCUUUUUAAAACCAAUUAUGAUAUAUCUUGCUACAUUCUGAGUAUUGUUCAGAGUAGUGCUGUUUCUUCUGUGGUGUCAGGGCGUGUUUAAAACUUUUUUAUAAGACAGGUGUUUGAGGUGUUGGAGUAUCAACAGCCUUCAUCUCACUCAUUGUGGCAGAGGUGAGGGAGUUGCCAGACUUCACAUGAUUUUUUUCUCUGAGGGCAGGGAAAAAUAAUUUAUCAGAUUUUCCUAUUGAGGUCAAUAGCACUGUUCAUCUGGUUAAGCCCUUACUUAGUCUGUAAGCUCCUCGGAGGUCUUCCUUGCCUUUAGAGGUUGAAUGUACCUGUGGUAGUACUGAAGAGUAACUGUGUCAGGCCUUGUCUUGGAAGCCAUAAUUCCUGCCAUGGCAACUUUCUGAAGUGCCAGGAGACUCAAGUUUCUGCAGCUGCCCUGUCUUUCCUAUUUAUAGGUUAGAAUCCGUUUGCAGGUCAUACAGGCUCUCAACCAAAUUUGAUUCUACAGAGUGGUAGACAAGCUAAAUGAAUCAUAUAUCUUGUUACUCCAGGAUACUUAUCAAAAUUCAUCUUUAGACUUCAGUAGCUUGAUACAGAUUUGAAUAUUUGCAGCAUUCUUAGAUGGAACUAGGUGCAUUGUUUUGUCUCUUUUCCUCUAAGGCAAUUUUCGUAGAACUCGCACUUGUACUCACACAGUACUUGCAGUGAAGGGCAUAAUGCUUCAGAUGUGGAUUUCUUGAGCAGAAAAGAAUAAUAAUGUGCCUUGAUUUGGCAUCUGUGCUUCCACUAAGGUGGCCCAGUAUGUAAUUAUUGCUUCAAAGAUACACAAUUCACUCAUAUUCCAUUUCUUGUCCACCAGGACUCCCCAGUCUUUUUCCAGGUUUGCCUCCUCCAAUUUUCUUCUGUCCUUGUCCUUACGGGAGACUUCAACUUCCCAGACAUCAGUUGAGAAUACCAUACUGCUGUGACAAGCAAGUCUGGGACAUUCCUGAAGUAUGUUGAAAAUAAUUUCUUGUCACAAGCACUCAGUGAGCCAUCUAGGAAAGAUGCCCACCUAGACUUGAUAUUUGUGAAUAGAGAAGGACUUGUGGGAGAUGUGAUGGUAGGUGACUGUCUUGGCCACAGUGAUCACGAAAUGGUUGAGUUAAAAAUUUUUGAUGUAAUGACAAAAAUGGUCAGCAGAGUUGCUGCCCUGGAUUUCAAGAGAGAGAACUUUAAGCUACUCAGCGAGCUAGUUAGAAGUGUCCUCUGGGAAUCUGCUUUUGAGGUCUUAGGGGUCCAUGAGUACAGGUCUGUUUUCAAGAACCACCUUUCAAAAGCACAAAAACAGGCAAUCCCUUUGUGUUGAAAGUCAAGCAAGCAGUGCAGAAGACCAGUUUGGCUGAACAGGGAACUCCUCUUGGAACUCAGGAGGAAAAAAGAAAUUCUAUGAUCUCUGGAAGCAAGGUUAGGCUUCCCGGGAGGUUUAUAAAGCUGUGGUUCACAUAUGCAGGGAGAAAACACAGAAGGCCAAAGCUUAAUUAGAGUUGAAAGUGGCCAGUGUUGUGUCAGACAACAAGAAAGGCUUUUUGAAGUACUUUAAUAGCAAGUGGAGGUCUAAAGAAAACGUUGGACUGAUACUUGCUGAAGAUGGUCCCUUGACAAAUUGGGAUGAAGAAAAAGUGGAGACAUUCAGUACUUUUUUUGCCUCAGUUUCUGAUAAUACUGAUAAACCUUGGGCUGCCUGGUCAUCUGAGUUGGAGGACCAUGACUGCAGGAAUGGUGACUUUCCAUUUCUGGAUACUGAAAUUGUAAGGGACCAGUUGUAUCAGUUGAAUGUUCAUAAGUCCAUGAGGCCAGAUAAGAUUCAUUCCAGAGUACUGAAGGAGCUAGUGGAGCAGGACCUGUCUCAAUUAUCUACAAAAGGUCUUGGGAGUCUGGGGGGAGGUCCCUGCUGACUGGAAGCUAGACAGUGUUAUUCCAGUUUACAAGAAGGAUAUGAGGGAAGACUCAGGAAACUACAGACCUGUUAGUCUAACCUCAGUACCUGGAAAAAUUACGAAGAAGAUCAUACUGGGUACUAUUGAAAGGCAUUUAAUGGACAACGUAAGCAUCAGGCAUAGUCAACAUGGAAUCACAAAAGGAGAGUCCUGUUUAACUAAUUUGAUAUCCUUCUAUGAUAAGGUCACCCAGUGAAGAGAUGAAGAGAAGGUGGUGGAUGUAGUUUUUCUGGAUUUUAGUAAGGCUUUUGUUACUGUCCCUCACAGCAUCCUUUUGGACAAGUUGUCCAACUGAAAUGAGCAGGCACAUGGUGUACUGGGUGAAAAACUGGCUGAAUGUCAGGGCUCAAAGGGCUAUAGUGAAUGGGGCUACAUCUGGCUGUUGGCUGGUCACCAGUGGUGUUCCUCAGGGUUCAACUCUAGGGACAGUUCUGUGCAAUAUAUUUAUCAGUGAUUUGGAUGCGGGAGCUCAAUGCACCACUAGCAACUUUGCUGGUGAUAGUAAACUGGGAGGUGCUGUUGACCCUCUCGAGGGACAAGAGGCUGGGCAGAGGGAUCUAGAGAGAUCAGAGCAUUGGGCAGUCAUCAAUGGCAUGAAAUUUAAGUGCCAGAUUGGCACCUGGGGCAGAGUAGUGCUGGACACAAAUAUAAAUUGGGAGAGGAGUGGCUGGAGAUCAGCCCUACAGAAAGGGAUCUGGGGGUGCUGGUCAACAGCAGACUCAGGAGUCAGCGCUGUGCCCUGGCAGCCAGGAAGGCAAACCCCAUCCUGGGGUGCCUCGAACACAGUAUAACCAGACAGUCAGAAGAGGUGAUUAUCCCUCUGUAUUUGGUGUUGGUGUGGCCUCACCUUAAGUAUUUUGUGCAGUUCUUAGCCCCACAAUUUAAAAAGGAUGUGAAGGUCCUUGAGUGCAUCCAGAGGAGGGCAACAAAGCUGGUGAAAGGGCUGGAAGGCCUGUCCUGUGGGGAGUGGCUGGGGUCUCUGGGUUUGUCUAGUUUGGAGAAAAGGAGGCUGAAGGGUGACCUCAUUGUUCUCUACAGCUUCCUGAGGAGGGGAAAUGGAAAGGGAAGUGCUGAUCUCUUCUCCCUGGUAUCCAGUGACAGGAUGCAUGGUUCAAAGAUGCAUCAUUCAAAGAUGCAUCGGGGAAGUUCAGACUUGAGGUUAGGAAACACUUUUAUAUAGAGAGAGUGGUCAAACAAUGGAGCAGGCUUCCUAGAGAGAUGGUCAGUGCUCCAUGUCUGUCAGUGCUUGAGGCAUUUGGACAAUGCCCUUAAUAAUAUACUUUAACUUUUGGCCAUUCCUGAGGUGGUCAGGCAGUUGGACUAGAUGAUUGCUGUAGGUCCAUUCCAACUGAACUAUUCUAUUCUAUUGAUGAACUUCAUGAGGCUUCUGUCUUUUCAUUCCUCCAAUCUGUCAAGGUCCCUCUAGGUGGUACCCCACCUCUAGCAUAUCCGUGGCUCCUCUCCCCACCGUGCCAUUAUUUCCGUUCUUGCUGAGAGUAUGUUCUGUGUCCUUCUGCCAGAUCACUAACAAUCAUUGAACAGUACCAAUCCUACUGUUGUCUUCUGAGUCAUGCUUUUCAUAACUGGCCAUCACGCAGAUGUCAAACCGUUGAUCAUUAUUCUUUGAGCCUGACAGUUCAACCAGUUUCUCACUGGCCAUUCUUACUAGACAGCAACCAGCCCAUAGCUCCCCCGUUUGGCUAUAAGGAUGCUAUGAGAGACUGCAUCAAGAGGUUUGCUGGAAUCAAUGUAAACAGCAUCCACUGCCCUCUACACAUCCACAGAGCCUGUCAUUUCAUCAUAGAAGGCAGUCAGGUUCAUAGGUAUGAUUUUCCUUCGUUUAAACUGGCUGCUUGUUUCUGGUCACCUUCUUGUCCUUUGGGUGCCUGGAAAUGGCUUCCAGAGCUUGCUCCAUAAAGCUACAAGGGACCGAGGUAGAGCUGACUAGCCUGUCAUUCCCCAGAUCUUCCUUCCUGCUUUUUUACAAAGGUGACGUACCCCUUCCUGUCACUGAGAACCUCAUGCAAUUGUCACGGUUUUUCACAGAUGGCAGAGACCCGUCUUAAAAAUGACAUACUUUUGCAAACAGGACUUUAUGUACAGAGAGCACAUGGACAUUCAGUGACAGAGAAAUCGAGAACUGGGAGGAGCGCAUUUAGUAGUUGUUCUUUGCACAUUUCCAGUAGGUCCAGUGAGCUCUAGUGAGGCUUAAUGUCCAGUUUGUAACUACUGGAAAAGUGCGAAUUAAAGGACUGUACUUUCUGGCCUGAUGGGUUUAUGAUUUUAAUGUAAGGUACAAUGAAGAGUGAAGAAGGCAACAAAACAGUAGCUGGAAAGAAACUCGUAAGAGGCUGUGACUAGAGCUGCUGAAUGAUAGAUUAGCUUCAUGAGUGUGGUAUGCAGAGGUGUGUCUUGCCAGCAUUCCUGAAUAAUGACAUUGAGAUGGUUAGUGCUGUCCUUCCAAUUGUAGUAAGCUCAUGCUGUUACUUUGUGGAUGUUGCAGAGACCUGCUCAGUGGGCAGAGGAUGAGAAGGGAAAUUGGAGGAAGGGCAACAAGAAGGAUGAUUGAGUGCCUCUUUUAUUGUAACCCCUUCUGCACCGAAGAAAUAAGAUGCUACAAAAAACAAUAUGUGUUCCUGGAUAUUGAAAAGGAGUCAUGUAAAUUGGAUAAGAACUUUUGUUGUCUUGAGGAACAGUUUCAUAACCAGAGAACAUUUCAGUGAAGCAAAAGUGAGGGAUGCUACCAGCCAUUUGUUCAGAAAAUGUAUUUUAAUAGUCUCUUAGGAGACUAUCAAAGGAGGACAAACUUAUGUUCACAUUGUGAUAUUGCAUUAUUGUGUCUUCUGCGUUCUAUUCCAGUCUGUGUUUUGUGCUUGAGAGAUUCUGCUUUUGUACCAUCGAGUAUGGGAAAAAAUACUUUCUAGCAAUGCUUCUUAAGGCAUAAAGCAUAAGGGACUGCUUGCUAUAUAGAAGGCAGGACAAGAUUAUCUUAGGCCAUUAACUUUUACCCAGUACAAAGAUUGAACUCGGCACAGAGAACAUAAUGUCUGGAUUAUACCAAAGCAUCUCAUUCUUAAGAAAGUAAACUGUGCCAUAGGCAAGUGCAGGGAGACUACACUGUCACCGGUGCUUGGAGACUGGUGCGUGGCUGGCCCUCAGUCAGGUGACAUACAUACUUAUGUUGUGGAGACAGAGGGAACCUUCAACAUCCUUCUCAACUUUAAUGUGGGUAAAAUGCCUUCCUAACUGCAAACCUGGCUGUUGGUGUGACUCUCGUGUAUUAACUGGCAUACCAGGAAAAGAUAAUUCUUGUAGCAACUCGGUAAAAGAGGAAAAUGGACUGGCAUGGCCUGUUAUAUCAGAGAAAGGUGCAAAAUAUAUAUACCUGCAGACAAUAAUGAGAAAAAGCAUAGCUGAGCCCUGUGUGUAUGACCUAAAGUAUUCAUUGUCUUAAAGCAGAGCUGCCAGUAUUAUGAAGGUGAUCAGGGUUUUGCAAAGCUGCCCUCUUUUUCUUGUAACCUCUGAAGGAAAUGGGAUGAACAGCAUGAGAAAGGCUGCACUGGGUCAGACCAAAGGUCUGUCUGGCUUGGUAGGCUGUCUCUCACAGUGGCAGGGUUUGGAUGCUUAGGGGGUAGUGUAAGGGCAAAGUAGUUAUAUGGUGAUACUUUCCUUUUAUGUUCUCUUAGCCCAGGGUUCUGUCUCAAAGAUUUACAAACUCUUUCUUCAAGGCUGGAGAAAACUUUUGUGAGCCUUUUAGCUAUAGUAUUUAUCCUGCAACUGGAUUUAAUGAUAUUUUUAGAAGGAUGUGUAAUCUGACUUUCAAAACAUCAAGUAAGGAUUAGCUCAUCUUUCUUGGUCAUCAGUUUUGUUAUUAAUUACCCUCUUUAUAAGGAAAUUGCAUCUUUUCUUGGAAUAUUUUUUUUCCUAAUUUCAACAUCCUGACAUAGUUUCUUGCUAUACCUUUUUUUCAGUCAGGUUGAAAAGUCCUAUUUUUCAUUACCAAUUAGGCUUCUUUGUCAUGUAUAUCUACCUACACACAGUUAACAAGUCCUAUGUAAUCCACUAGCCCAUAUAAGCCAUUUUUCAUGAUCUUCACACUGUAAAACUUGUCAUUUAACCUUAAAUUAUGCUUCUGCAUGAAAAUCCUUAGUAUUCCACAUCCAUCUUCAUGCAGUUCUAGUGUAUACACUUAGAGUAUUCUUUACAGAAGUAGGAACACUUGCUUCCCUAUUGCUAUUCAGGGUUUAUAUACUCAUAUAUCCAAACAUCAUGCUAGCCCUUGCUGCCUAAACACUGCUGUAGCACUACCAUAAAGGUGAUAUUUAGGCAGUUGACUCUGAAUCUAAAGUUCUUAUCACUGCUUUUCAAUGUACAAGAUCCUAGAAAGUUAAGAACAAUCUUCUUUUUUUUUUUUUUUUUAAUUUCCAAAAUGCAUUGCAUUUCCUUUAGCAGUAUCACAAUGCAAUUUUGGAUUGUCAGAUAAUUUGGAAUACUUAAGAGCUCAGUCUGUUUAGUUUUUUCAGAAGAGCAUCCUAAAUGUCCUGCCAGUGUGAUAGAAAGACCUUUAUGGCAAUGAAAAUACUAAGUAAUGGAGUGUCUCUUGUCUUGAGCAGAUGGACAUAAAAAUGAACUUGAAGCUAAAGCCAAAUUAAUUCAAGUUAGAAAUAGUGUGUGAACUUUUAACAGUGAAGACAGAUUAACCAUUGGAACAAAGUACUGUGGGAAGCAGUAGCUUCUGUGUAUCUUCAGGCUUCAAUUGCAGACAGCAGCUUUAUGGGAGGAAUGUUGUAGCCAAAUAUAACCCAUUGAAAUAAAUACAGAGGGAUCUAAAAGACAUUGAAUGGUCAAUUUUAUAGUGAAAGGUCAGUCUACACCAAAUGAUAGUUGCUUCUGGUUUAGAACCUCAGAGAAGACAGAAGAGUUUUUUUCUACAGUGCAGAGAUCUGAUGAAAAAUUAGAAAUGUUUUGGCAAACGUAGGGAAAAGUCAUGGUGAUAGAAGUUUUACGGUGUUACCAAAAGAUUGUUAUGAAAUUUACAUUGGGAAGGUGAAGUGAGACAAAAUUUAUCUAUGCCAACUGAAAUGAAGCAUCAUUUCUGCAUGUCAGUUUAUUUGUUGAGUAGUAUAAUGACAUACGAGUGUUCAAUCUUCAGAACCUACAUGAUCACUCAGUUGAAGAGUGUCCUUGGUGAGGAUUCCCCCUUUCUUGCUGUCCUAGCAGCUGGAGUUCUGCUGUCUUGGGGCGGUGUUCCCUGUGCAUAUGCACAGCUUCAGCAGCUCUGUCUCAGUGCAUUCGCUCAGCUGUGUGAACUGCCUGCACGUUGCACUGAAAUCAGAAACAAAUGAGGGAGAGCAUCGAUGGGCUUAUUACCUUGAUAAGAUACUUGCCAGAAAAGUAUGCAAUAUUUUUCUUAAUCACUAUGACAGUUGCUGCUUCUUUUCUCUCUCAUGCAUAUAAGGAAGAUGCCUCGGUGUAGGAGUGCCCUUUGGGAGCCUGUAGUGUUCACUACCACAAUGAAGGAGCAGAUGGUAGGUUUCUCCAAGUGGAGGAGCUCUUCUGCACUCAUCUGAGAGAAGAUGGUGUGACUGAAGGAAGCAAUUUUCUGGUAGUGUGUUUUCUAACAUUAGGGAGCAAUGAUUUGCUUGGCUUUUUCAGCUUUAAAAUACAUUAUACUGUACCUUUGUUUCAAAAUGAAUGUAAAACUCCAGUAGUGAAUUAGUGAGUAGUGCCACAUUUGAAUUGUUGCUUCAGAUCUCAAGUCUUGGACACAGUGUUAAUGUCCCAUACUUGCAUUUGUUUUUGUUGCUCAGAUUGGUGUAUGUGAGAUCUCAUUGCUGGAAGCUCUUCUAAGGGUGCCAUGAACUGAGACUGGUCUGGCCUGACCAGAGCCCCUGGGCACUGCUGAAGCCAUUGAAUUUUCUCUCAAGUUUGGCAACACCAGACAGUCAUCCAAAGCUACCAUCAGUUGCAUUCGAGCUUCCUGAGAGGGCUUACCUAGAGAUAGUUCACAAACAGGUCUACUCAGAAUCCUUAAAGAGCCACAUUGUGCAUGUCUCAGAUGUUCUGUGUGGUCAUAAGAUUUAACUGGUCGACAGAGAUUGGACUCUGGGUUCUUAGGACUCUAUUUUGGGGUUAACAUGUAAAUAAGGAAGAUUCUUGCUUGUAUUCCUCUGUCUUAAACAUGAUGUGUAUUCUUUGAAUGAGGCUCAUGCAGAAUCUCUGCUCUGAUUACAGAAACUGGAAAUAAAUCAAUAUAUGAAAGAAGUGUUUUAUCUGAUAUAAAGCAAACUGAGUUGAGAGUGGGAGAAGAGAGGUUUCACUGACAUCUAACUAGAUUUACAGUAUUGGAAUGUCCAUUAAUCUGCAUGCUUCCUUCACUGGUUCCAUAAGUAUAAACUGUAACCUGAAGGUCUGUAGGGAGUUACUAUGCUUUUCUUCCUUUGAAUUGCAAACUUGAGUGAAGGAUUUGAGGUAAUUUAUCAUGUCCAUUCUUUGCUUUUUGCAAUGAUUUUGUUUCCCAGUUUGUCAUGAUGUUGUCUGUAGACAAGUGAGAUGCUCCCUGUUUGGAAUUUGAAACAAUUCCAGAGUUUAAGUAGCCUUUCACUUCCAAGUCUUUGCUUCAGAUCUGCCCAGUCCCAAAAGGGAUUUAAUUUAAAUGAUCAGGUCAGUCUCAAUUGAUAGUUUAAUGGAUAUCUAUUAAUUUUUCCAAUGCUAACAUCCUUUUAAGAUAGAUUGGCAUCAUUCUUUUUUACCAUGAUAGCAGUGGCUGCAAAGAUCAAAUGAGCAGUGGACUUUGAAUUUUCUUUUGCAUAUACUUGUGUCCCAGUAUUGAUAGCUAUGCACACUUGUGGAAGGAACAAAACAGGACUCUCUCCGCCUUAACUAUUCUGAGGAAUAAAUUGUAAAAAAUUAGAUACCAAAUUGGUGGAAUGAUUUAGAAGAAAAAGAUCAAGAUCCUUUGGAAGUUGCUUCAAGUUCUCAAUGCUAUAUUGGAGGGAGGGGGCUGUCCAAUUUUAAAAAGUGAUGAUUUUCCUUUCUCAUCUGCAGGCUGCACCUGUGAGAACUGGGAAGUGUUCCUAGUGAAAUGUGCUGACUUUUGUUGGGUGCAAGGAGAAGAGAGCUCUUAACAAUAAGUUCUCUUGUGGGAAGUGCCCAUAUUUGGCACACGUGAUCAACUAUGGGUAACAGUCAAAAAUGUCAGAUAUCUAAAAAUCAUUAUGGGCUGGUUCAGUCUUCCACCUACUUGCAUUUUUUUUUUUUUUUCCUGAGGAAUGAAGCAUUUAACUUGGUAACUGGAGGCAUUUCUAUUAAAAAAAAAAAAAAAAAAAAAAAGAUGAAUGGUUCUUGUUCACAUGUCCUUAAUUUUAUACCCAAGGGCUGAGAAUUUUCUCAGUUGUUUGAAUAGCUGGUGGUAAAUUCAGUAACAGGGCUGACUGUGGUGGCUUUUACUAUUUUAAUGGUUUUCAGACCAUGCUUUCUUCAUACUUUUCCAGCUCAGAAAAUCAGCUGAAACUACAGAUGAAUACAAGUAGACUUGCUACGUACUAAUGGAGGAUUUCUCACAUCUAAAUAAAGGGUAUUUCAAAUGUGGGGGUACAAAAUUUUUUUCUCUUCUGAGGUAAGGCAAUUUUCCAAUGAGAACAGAUACUUGAUAAUAGUUUUUUAAUGAAGCAUAUUACAGAGUUUCAGAAUGCUAAAUUAUAUUAAUUUCAUUAUUUUAUAGUGGGGUAGCAACAGAGAAGUAUCUAAAGGUAAGAGCAGAUCUUAGUCCAGAAUUGCUGCCAUUAGGCAGAUGAAACACAUGGAUUUUGCAAAACAUGCUUUUAGAAUUGCAUCUAGUUGGAGAAAUCUUAGAAGUGUCAUAGCUUCUUCCUCACAGACUGCCUGCAGGGGCAGUGAUGGCAAACUAGUGAUUCUGCUAAUCACUGAUGCUGAUGUUUUUCUAGUAAUUUUGACACCAGCUUCCUGAGAGGUUCACGCACAUUGCCUUAGGACUUUUCUUCAUCCUGAUUCACCACAUAAUUUGCAAGUGCUUGGACUCACCCAGCCCCCCGUCAUGGGUAACCAUGCGUUCCCAUUUUGAGAAAGCCAGAGGUGAAGACACUCUUAAUGCUGAGUGUUGUAUGAUGAGUGAAAGAAGUCCUGUGUUUUCUUUCCUGGCUGUCCAGUGUCAUCAUGAAAGAAGCCUAUACAAAAAGAGCAGCAAGAAGAGAUUUCAUGAGCCUUCUAUCUCUUGCUGGCCUUUCAGGUACUGUGGAGACAGCCAGGAGUGCGACUGAGGAGCGACGGGUCUGAUUCCCAGGGGAGGGGAGAGGGACCAUGAAGUGUGGCCAUUUCCAUGCACUCAAUCAGUGCAGGGCUACCCCAGGGCAGGUGGCAUUUCCCACCCUCCUAACCCCCAGUUCCAGACCACAGAUUUCCUGUGUUUAUAUAUUUAUUUAGACAUUUAAACAAGUACCUUCUUUAACACCCCCAUUACUCCCCACCCUCCCUACCAAUAAAAAAGGAAACAAAUGGGAAAAUCUGUGCUCCCAUGACAAACAAGGCUACAAUUUAAGUGGCCUACCUAGCUGAAAUCAGUGCCCUUCUGCAUGCACAGUACAAUGCAGUCAAGGAGUUGCAUGAUUUGUUGUUGGGUUUGAGGGUUUUGUGUCCUGUCCUGUUCCUCCCUCCCCUUUCACACUAACUUCCUGCCUCGGUCGGUGUAGGAGGGUUAAGACUCUCUGAAUGUACAGCUGCUCUGGUUUGGUGGGUUUUUUUCCUCAUUUAAACUGACUUCAAACUUUAUUUACUGCACAGCAUCCAGACUCCACUCUUAAUAAGGAAGAAGUUAUUUCCUUGUUAGUGACUUCAGGGUACCUCCUGCUAUGGCAGCUUAGAAUGUUAAUGACUUUAUUUAUGUGCUGAGAAUUUGGAUGUUAAUGUCACCCUUAUUUUGUAGGUGGGGAGUUUUCGUCAGAAUGACUGAAGCAAAAACCGUGAGUUCUCUCUGAAUUUGAGGGGCCCAAGAUGAGAUACCCAGCCACUAGCAAUUUGGAGUGGCUUACUUUGUAGCCUUUUGUAGAUUCAAAUCUCAUUUCCUACAAAGUUCCAUAGCAGCUAUGAGUGCUCAGAGCUUCAACAAAUCCAGUCACAGUAACUGAUGAGGUGAGGAGCACUGUCCUCAUUGCUGAAGUCUCUCUCUGGCUUCUCAGUGAUCGGAGGGUUGGCAGCAGGGAGACACCUCUCCAGGACUGGUGGUCAGUUGCUUUCAUUCCAAGAACUUUGCCUUGACAGUUUUCCUGCUUUGUCCCUUCUGUCUUUAGUAGCAAAUGAAUCAGAUCCAAUCUCCUUCAGUUCUUGGCGUCACCUCUCCUGAGGUGUGUGUUCUGUCCUUUGUAUGAAGCUAGAAUCUUAGAAAAUAAACUGUGUGAUCCCUUGAUUUGGCAUUAUUGUAAUGUGUAUGUACAGAGUGAUGAAUUAGGAUGGCAGUUCAUUUCUUCACAUUUGAGUAUUUUUAUCUGUAACCAGAUAUGUCUGUGUAUAUAGAUAGAUAGAUUUUAAUUAUUUUUGAGCUAGGAAUUUUUGGUAUGUAUUUACUUUGUAUCAGGGUUUUCUUAUAGGGUAUUUUAGCUUCCCAAAAUAUGCUUUGUCUCUGGAAAUAACUAUGAUUCCUGGACUUCAAAGGAUUUAACAGUGGAAGAGCAGCCCAAAUGUAUAGUAUCACAGAGGAUCUGCUGUGAAAUAGCUUGUCUACUACAACAUGAGAAAGAGCAAUAAGUAGGUGAAAACUUGUUCUUGAGCCAUUACACUUUAUAUACUUUUACCUGAACAUUAUAGGACAAUAUGACUAUUGACUCAUGUCUUUCAGUGAUAUUUCAAGUGUUGUCCUCUGAUUCUUUUCCCCAAACUCCAGUGACUGUCCAGUGCAGAAAACCUGGCUGUUAUUUAACAAAUGAUAGGCUGCCUGUUAAUGCCCAAUUCAGCAGAGUUUUAAAAUAUCAGAAAUCUUAGCGUAUAUUUUGGGAAGAAUAACCUCAGGUCAGAGACCCUCUUUGGAAUCAGAAUCAAUCAUCUGACUGAGUUGUAUCAGAAAGAAGGGGAAAGGUAUGAAGUAAAAAUGGUACUAACUUUUGUCUUUAUUAUCAUGUUUUUUUCUGUUCUCUCUAUUGACUCUCGGGUCUAGAUCUUUUAAUUUCUCUAGAUCUUCUAGAGAAAUUAGUGCAUCUUUAAAAAAAAAGAAAAAAAAAAAAACGACAACAAAAAAACCCAAACCCCAUAAACUCACUCUCCGAGCUUUUGUAGGAUUCUUGUGUCAGAUGUGGGUUGGCAGGCUCUGUUCACAGCUGAAUACUCAAUUUCUGAUGUAAACAGAUGCCAUUAACCUAAAAGAUGAAAGUCAAAAUGUUUGAAUUUCUACAAAUACCCUCUUGAGAUUGGGUAGGUAGCUGCAGUUGUGGUAUCCUCCCUGCAAUAAAGUAUUGUGGACCACAUCAUUCCUUGCUCACACAUUGCACCUUUACACCUGUGCUAAAUGGGCAUUUUCUGAGCAAAGUGCAUUGUUUGCUUAACAGAAGCAUAAAAGAUGAUGUGCUAUGUUGCUGUACACCUUAUCUUCUCUCUGCUAAUUGCGGUGGAUAAAGUCAUGAUUGUGCUCUACCAUGUGACUCAAAAGCAACUUUGCUGAAAACCACAAAUUUUUUUCAGGUAAGCUACAUCCCACCUGUAUGUCUACUUAAAUGUAACUGUGUAUUUGUUCCUGGAAAAGACCCAAAUGCUUGUCACAAAUAGCUGGCAACUGGAAGCACCAGAGCUGGUGUAUUCAGAAUGUGACUAGUCUCUACCAUUCUGCAAGUACCUCAAGUGUUUAGGGUAUGGAUGAGUACAACUUCUACUGCUUGUCACUGAACUACUGCUGGUAAUUGAGAAUUGGAAUACAGUGUUCCCUGGAGAGUUAGUCUGUCAUGGAGCUCAAGAGGUUAAUACAUAGUUAUGUGAUGAUACUAUAAUUUUAUAUGCACCUGCAGAUACUGGUAAUAGACAUUAAAGUGGGCAUUUACAUCCUUAUUAUGGGUCAGUACUUGAUGUCAUAAUAAAAAAGUCACAUCAGAAAA
This is a messenger RNA of Tyto alba (common barn owl), 17016 nucleotides long. RefSeq names its product G-patch domain containing 2 like (gene GPATCH2L). The transcript has 11 exons. The record is from RefSeq and is a predicted model, not a curated record. NCBI's taxonomy places the organism in Eukaryota, Metazoa, Chordata, Aves, Strigiformes, Tytonidae. Bases 202 to 1656 code for a protein of 484 amino acids.